AUGCUGCUAAAAGGGCCGGACCAGUUGGUGUCGCUGUUAGGAGUAUUGUGCCGCUUCCGGCAGUUCAAGAUUGCGGUGGGCUCUGACGUGAAGGAAAUGUUCUCGCAGAUUCUGAUGCGUGCGGCUGACAAGCAUUCGCAGCGAAUCCUGUGGCGUUUGGAUCCAAGUCAGGACCCGGAAAUAUUCCUGGUAGAUGUUGCAACGUUUGGGUCGACAUGCUCACCAGCGUCGGCACAAUUCGUGAAAAAUACGAACGCUCGGGAGCACAGUGUUCGAUAUCCCAGAGCAGCGGAAGGAAUACUGCAGAGAACGUACGUGGACGAUUACCUCGAUAGCUUUGGGUCGGAAGAAGAAGCUCUUCGUAUUUCUGAGGAAGUACGUCAGAUUUUCCGCAACGGUGGGUUCGAAUUGAGGAACUGGAUCUCGAACAACGAAGGUGUUCUGGAUCGCCUUGGGGAGACUCAAGCAGCUACCAGUAAAAGCUUGGUAACUACGAGCACCACUACUGAACGUGUGCUCGGAAUGGUGUGGGACCCAGUAACGGACGAACUAUCGUUCAGCACUCGAAUGAGCGAUGAAGUUCAAUAUCUCCUCGAAAAUGACAGAAUCCCAACGAAGAGGCAAGUGUUACGCUGCGUCAUGACUCUGUUCGACCCGUUGGGUUUAUUGGCCACAUUUCUGAUCCACGGCAAGAUUCUGGUGCAGGACUUGUGCAGGUGGAUCAAGAUGAUUUCGUACAUCGCGAACGUUCGCAUUCCUCGCUGCUAUUUCCCAGAAGCGUCAGCACCUUCGUAUGAAGUUACUGAACUUCAUGUCUUCGUAGAUGCCAAUCCGCUUGCGUAUUCCUGUGCGCUGUACCUGAGGACAAUCACCGCUGACGGCACACCCCAGUGCACACUGAUCGCUGUGAAGGCGAAAGUAGCAUCACUCAAUGACUAUACCGAAGCUGGAACUUCAAGGAUGUCUCCUGGGAACAAGAAUGAUGAAGUUCGUGCAAGCCAACCACUCCAUUACCAUCAGAAGACGAAUCCGAGGAACUAUCGACCGUUCGUGGCCAACCGGGUCGGUGAAAUUCUCGAAAAUACAACAGUCGAUGAGUGGAGAUGGGUUCCGUCGGAGUCUAACGCAGCAGAUGAGGCAACAAAGUGGGGAAGUGGACCCUACUUCAGUAGCGACAGCAAGUGGUUCAACGGACCGGAGUUCUUGCACUUCCCGGAACAUGAAUGGCCGCAUUCUACGGAUCUAGUCGUGGAUACGGCCGUAGAACUUCGAUCAUCAGUACUCUUUCACACCACUUGGGAAGCUGUGAUCGCCUACGAGCGGUUCUCCAAAUGGGAGAGGUUGCAGCGUAGUAUGGCUUACGUGCUACGAUUCAUUUUCAACGUAACCAAGAAGGGAGAAAAACGCAGUGGUCGAUUAGCUCAACAGGAGCUGGAUGAUGCCGAAAAUGAAGUUCUGAAGCAGGUCCUAAAAGAAAACUUUGCAGAUGAGGUAACAACGCUGAAGAAUAAUCAAGUACUACCGGAAGACAAGAAGGAAUCGAUUGACAGAUCGAGCAUCGUUUACCAACUGAUGCCAAUGAUGGAUGAACGGGGCUUGAUGCGUCAAAACAGCCGGAUUGCAGCGGCGAAGGAUAUUCAUCACAGCGUGCGCUUUCCAGUAAUCCUGCCAAGAAUGCAUCGCUGCACGGAACUUCUGGUCGCACGCUAUCAUCGGCUCUACCGUCAUGCAAACUCCGAAACGGUAGUGAACGAAGUCCGCCAGCUGUUCAUCAUACCGAAACUGCGAUCGGUGGUAAAGCAGAUCGGACGAAGCUGCCAAUUCUGCAAAAUUCGUAAGGCACUUCCGACUAUUCCUCCGAUGGCACCACUGCCACCAGCACGGUUGGCCAUACACGACCGUCCAUUCAGUUACGUAGGAGUGGACUACUUCGGCCCAUUAUUUGUCUGCCGCCGAGGAUCGCCUGUGGAGUUCUUCAGUGAUAACGCUACGAACAGCCACGGGGCUGAACGACAGCUUCGUGAGCAGAUCAACGAAGGAGUAACAGCAACGUUCACCAGUGCCAACACGAAGUGGACCUUCAUUCCGCCAAGCGCUCCGCACAUGGGCGGUGCAUGGGAGCGACUCGUCCGUUCAGUGAAGGCGGCGAUAGGGGAUGCGUAUCGCGAAGGAAAACUCAACGAUGAAGAGCUGCAGACCGUGAUCGUGAAGGCAGAGGGCAUUGUGAAUACUAGACCACUCACGUACUUACCACUUGAUUCUGCGGAAUCUGAAUCGCUUACUCCGAACCAUUUCCUGCUGGGGAGCUCUAACGGGGUCAAACAGCCAAGCGUAUGUAUCGAGCCUCAACAGGGGGUUUCUCGGGAUUUGUGGAACCACAUCAUGCGGCAGCUCAACCGAUUCUGGCAACGCUGGCUGAAGGAGUACUUGCCGGUGAUGAGGAGGCAGACCAAGUGGUACGAUGAAGCCCGGUGCGUGCAAGAUGGAGACUUGGUGUUGAUAGCGGAUGAGGGCCAGCGGAAUGGCUGGACUCGCGGGAUCGUGAUUGAGUCGAUCAUAGCACCGGAUGGUCACGUGCGCCAGGCUAUGAUCAAGACUGCGGGGGGAGUUCUUCGUCGGCCGGUAUCGAAACUGGUGGUACUCGAUGUUUCAAGUAGCAGUGCGGUCAUUGAGGCCAGUGGACCGCACUCGGGGGAGGAUGUUAGCACAGGGACAUUGACUGAUUGA
Ochlerotatus camptorhynchus is the source of this 2727-nucleotide messenger RNA. RefSeq lists its product as uncharacterized. The transcript has 3 exons. The record is from RefSeq and is a predicted model, not a curated record. Gene Ontology annotation, molecular function: nucleic acid binding. NCBI's taxonomy places the organism in Eukaryota, Metazoa, Arthropoda, Insecta, Diptera, Culicidae. The coding region runs from base 1 to 2727 and encodes 908 amino acids.